UGUCUUUAAUUUUGUUCAUACGAAAUGAAAGCUUAUAAAUAAUUAUUCCGGUAGUUAGAGACAAUUAAAAGAUGGCGGCGCCCAUUUAUUGACAAGAUAGUCGGACUCAGAUACAAAACUAAUUUCUUUGCAUCGAUUGUUAUUGCAAACAACGUUACGCGGAGGACACUGCAGAGAAUGGCAUUAUUUUCAAGACUUCCCACAAUAAGCUGUGCCUUGGCAAAAAAUUUGCCCAGUAAACAUGUUUUCUGCUCACAGAACUUUAAACAGAUUCAUAGUCUUCCAAAGCAGGGAAUAUGUGUACAGUUUAAGAAGGCAACAAACUUCUCAAGUUACGUAGUUAAAAUGAACCUUAGGUUGCAAUAUUUUGGACACUCUUCACAUGGAUCAAACACUAUAUGUGCCAAACUAUUGAAAAAACAUGGAACAAACUUGGUUCACAAAAGAUUGAAAUCUCAACAUGAAAGAUGGAACAUGAGUAAAGCAGAUGCUAUGCUGUAUGCCGUGUCCUUGACCAUAGUUGCCUGCGGAGGGGCAUAUGUUGGAGUUCCAUUCUUCAAACUGUUCUGUAGGCAAUUUGGCCUAGGUGGUAACCCGGAGUAUGCACGGGGCCACAACACAGGGAAGAUUGAGCAGAUGGCCAGAGUUGAAGACCGUAUCCUUACAGUGUACUUUACAGCUGAUAAGCACGCGUCCAUGAAAUGGAACUUCAGGCCACAGCAGCAGUCUAUUAAGGUGGUUCCUGGUGAGACGGCCUUGGCCUUCUACACAGCUGAGAACCCAACUGAGGAGCAAGUCAUUGGGAUCUCAACAUAUACCAUAAUGCCCUACACGGCGGCACCAUAUUUCAACAAAAUACAGUGCUUUUGCUUUGAAGAACAGAUCUUAAAUCCCCAUGAAAAGGUGGACAUGCCGGUGUUCUUCUACAUUGACCCAGAUUUCGACGAAGAUCCGGAACUUGAGUUCGAGGACAGUAUUGUGCUCAGCUACACGUUUUUCCAGGCCAAGGAGGGCAUGAGUCUGUCACUACCUGGAUUCCUGAGUGGCGGGAAAAAGGAGGCGGCAAAACCACAGCCAGCAGCUUAAGUUGGGGUUAUAAAGAUGUGUCAAAUUGAGACUGAGAGGUGUGAAAUAGGCAUUGGGAAACACACAGCCAGCUAGAUUGAUUGGGGGAAAAACACAGCCAGUGUGAAAGUCUUACCUUUACAGAAGUAGUAUUGCUGAAAUGUUAUCUUCACACUUGGUUGAUAACUUAUGAAACCAAACAUUGUUUCACUAUAUUGUGAUUUUUGCAACGAAGUUUCUAUACAAAUGUGCAGCUUGUGACCUAUUUAUGAUAUUAAAUGGUUAACUGUAGAUUGUAUAAGACCUAACAAACUCUAUUUUUACAGUUUUAUGUAAAUUGAGAUUUUUAUUAGUCAUACUUCUAAUGCAGUUUUUAUGAAGAUCAACCUGUAUUUGACAGAAAGCAAAAACAGUGCAUGCAAUUGAAAUGAUUUUUCCCACUUAUCACUGACCAUUCACUGAUAAAAAAUUCACCCCACCAUUAUUAGAUCUUACUAAAUUUAACUCCAUUAUUUGACUAAUUAAGCCCAGCCUUGUCAAAUGUACAGUUCCUCUAUUCUGCUGAUGUAGCAGAAAAGGGUUACAGAUAAACUCUAAAUAACCCUUCAGUGUGAUAUCCAUAUCUAAAUGAAUCUAAUGUAUCACAUUACACUCACAAUUUCCAGGAGUUGCCUUACCAUAAUGAUGGUUGAGAGAUAUUAUAAAUCUGUGAUAGAUGUACAUUACUGAUGAAAGCAGUAUGCGUUAUAUCAAAAGAAUAAUAUUAAAACUGAUCAGAUGUAGAGACUUGUUUCCAUGGCUAAUGAAGCUCUGUGAUUGUUUAAGAUUGGAAAAAGAAAACUAAAUUAUUUCAAAUCCACCAAUGCAAACAGUAGCAGGGUGUAAAUGACUAGAGUGUGCAACCUGUGAUCAAAAUAGAAAAGCAGCAAAAUUGGGAUAGUUUGAUCCCCAAAGAGAGAACAUUGUAUUAUUUUUCUCAUAUGACACUCAGAAAUGUAUCUUCCCUGACAUGAGUUUCAGUAAGCAUAUGCUACAAUCAAGGUAAAAUAAGAAGGUUUAAUUUGAAACAUUGAUUUCCCAGAGAUUAUCAUAUGUAGUACACAUCUGCUGUUAACAAUUUUCUGUGAUAUAUGAUGCCUUCUGCAGAAAUGGAUUUGAAAAAAGGAUUUAAAGUUAAUGUUUUAAUCACUUUGUUGAUUUGUACAUUAAGUACAUACUGUGAUAUGUAUCUGUAGCUCUUUUGUAACUUGAAAUAGAAUAUUAAAGGCAUAGACUUGUUGUAAACGCAGAUUUGUAAAUACUGCACUGGAAUGGUAUUUUAUUCACUUGUAUGAUCGUUACUUAAAAUUUACUAGUCCUUUGAAUAAGUGAAUAAUUUGGACAAAUAAAAUCAAACCUGCUUGAGAGUGA
Dreissena polymorpha is the source of this 2475-nucleotide messenger RNA. Its product is annotated as cytochrome c oxidase assembly protein COX11, mitochondrial-like. Gene Ontology annotation, molecular function: copper ion binding. The transcript is spliced from 6 exons. The record is from RefSeq and is a predicted model, not a curated record. Lineage: Eukaryota; Metazoa; Mollusca; Bivalvia; Myida; Dreissenidae. Gene Ontology annotation, cellular component: mitochondrial inner membrane. Bases 178 to 1086 code for a protein of 302 amino acids.